Molecule: messenger RNA, 408 nt
Organism: Trichophyton verrucosum HKI 0517
Lineage: Eukaryota; Fungi; Ascomycota; Eurotiomycetes; Onygenales; Arthrodermataceae
Exons: 2
Coding region: 1-408 (135 amino acids)
Source: RefSeq, a predicted model, not a curated record
AUGGUGAACGAGUUGAUGGCGGGAGACUGGUUGAUUGGCGGCGAGCGCGACGGCGAGGGCGUGUCCGGGUUGAACUUUAGCCUACCGGUGGAAGGUGGCGUUGGUGAGCUUGGUGGUGCUGCGAGGGCUGCUGUUGAUGCUGUUGGGACUGUUGUUGUUGUUGCUGGGUCUGCUGCUGCUGCUGUUGUUGCUGUUGAGAUUGGUUCUGGAAGUAAAACUGCCCGGCCCCAGGCUGGAACCGGUAGGGACCAUCUGCCAUUUAACGAGGCAGAUGAGACCGAGGAUGUGUGCUGGCGGGCGGUGGAGGGGGUAGCUGGCGUAGCUGGCGUAGCAGCAGCAGGUGUCCGGACAGAGAGACGGGCGGCGUGGCGGGAGUUCGAGCUUGCGGUCUUCGUCUCUUCAACAUGA